Messenger RNA from Amoebophrya sp. A25, 2011 nucleotides. Lineage: Eukaryota; Dinophyceae; Syndiniales; Amoebophryaceae. The record is from the annotation of a GenBank genome assembly.
GUCGCGAUUGAGCGAAUGGAUAUAGUGACAUCGACAGUCACUCGAAGUACAAUUCAACAGAUCUGUGUCAUGAAGCAGGACGUCCUUGGUUUCGGGUAAUUAUUUCGUAUGACCCUUUCGGUAUUCGUAUUCCCAUGGAUGCUCACUAUCUCGUCCCGCCCCUUCCUACCUAGAACUCCUUCUCCUCCCUCAUCCCUGCAUAUUUUCGACUCGUUUCAGCCUUGAAGUCGUUAUUUUGGUGUUGUUGCAGUAUUCGCAGUAAUUGUUAUUUGCCAAGAUAAAGCAAUGAACAUCUCAUGAAUAUUAACGAUGUCAACUGGUUUAUACAUUGGAUGAGUGUCAUCUACGUAAUGAGAAUUGCAAGCGUUCAUUGAGUAUCGUUCUUUAGUUCAAAACUCAAACAUCAGAUUCGAGGCGAAAGUACUCGUUAACCAAUCAUCCACACCAGUAACUUAGCUUUCGCGAUUCCCCACGUUAAAUUCGCGAACAUGUGUCGCCAUAAUCCCACGUUAAAUUCGUAAGUUAAGGAGACAUUGACAGUGGACUUCGAGAGAAAAAGCAAGAUGAGCAAAGAACGGGGCAAGGAGAAAGGCUCGUCCGAAAAGACGGUGCAGCUGCCACGCAACGAAAAUGGAGGCAUUCUCAUAGGGGACAAGGAGCUGCGAGUAGCAUGGGAUUUCUUCGACGCCAAAGGCACCGGAAAGAUAUCCGCACAUGAGAUAAAAAAACGACUAUCAGUCUUCUACAAGAACGUCUCCGUGAAAGAGAUACGAUACCUCCUCAACAAUCAGUCCGAGAUCACAUUCGACGAAUUGUACUUCUUCGUCUAGUACUUGCAGUGGCUCAUGAUCUAUGCUUUCUUUGAUGAGCCGAAACCUGUUAUUUUACAUCACGACACGUUGACGACUAGUAGAGGCUGGAUAUCAACAUUCAUAAGGAUCAUCCGCGGUUAGCAUAAACAUCAAGAUUGCACCAGAUGAAUAAUAAGACAGCCAAGAUGUAGUUACUAGUUGUAUCUUCCAUUUAUUCUUCCUUUAUCUCUUCCCCAGGCGAGACCUCCUGAAGGAUAAUACUUUGAAGAAUUUCGAUCCGGUGAAGGAUGCUUUCAAAGUCUAUGAUCCGAAUGACACGGGAGCAAUAGAUAUGGCAGUAGUCCAAGAGCUAUUUCAGGGUCUGGGAUUCGGCGAAAUAUCAGACGAAGACGCACAGCUCAUCAAAGAAAUGGCAGACGCGGAUGGGGUAACCACGGCCUACAACUCGUUAAUGUAGGGUUUGAUAUUUGGUUGAUAUUGAUUGUGUCUUUAUUCGUCUAAUCAAUGAUGAGCACGCCGACUUCAUCAAUGCGACUCCUUCUUGCACUCGAUUUGACUACGUUUCUGCAAAACCAACGCGAGUCAUCUUCAAAAUUUUCAGGAUGGGAGAAUAACGCUGGAGGAUUUUAGACAGAUGGUGCCCUUCGGAAAGGCACAGAAAAAACCUGAGGUUUCAAAGGAGAAAAAAGAAGAGGGUGCCGCCCCUGCAGCCGCGCCAGCUGCUUGAGCUAUGAAGAUAUACGAUCCCGAGACGCACACUAGGGCUUCCGUUUGCUCUACCCACAUACGAGAUCAUGUAAAUGAUCAUCUACAUCUCAUCUCCAUAUUAUGUCGUUAGUUCACAAAUAAAAAUAUCACGACCACGAGACAACGCACACGGCUAGUAUCGCAAUAUAUCACAACGACAAGUCACUGUAUAUCACAACGCUAUGCGAGAGCUAUAUAUAAGAAAUCCUGCUCGUAGCUACGUCUAUUUUUUUACCGUAUCCGAUCAUCAAGCACCGUGGAGGCUGUCCUGGUAGUCAAACAAUGACUUAGGCAGCGCAAGCAGAUUCAAAAAAACAGGUAGUAAAACAAGGCACCCGCCCAUCAUGGUUCCAGGAAAGAGUUUCAACAUCAAGACAAGAAUGUUGAGACUUCAUUUCCGCGAAUUUUCACUUUCACGAGUCGACUGUUUUCCCAGCGUCCUUCGCUGUAAU